Molecule: messenger RNA, 555 nt
Organism: Hydatigera taeniaeformis
Lineage: Eukaryota; Metazoa; Platyhelminthes; Cestoda; Cyclophyllidea; Taeniidae
Source: the annotation of a GenBank genome assembly
AUGCAAUCCGCAUCACACUGCUCUGUACGACGAAGUGUCAUGCUUGUCCAAGCCAUAUUUCAGCUCUUGUUCACUCUCAUUCUGGCCAAGUCAAACGAAUGGGGGUCGCGCGUGAUAGGCAAAAAGUCUGGGAGUUCGGGACUGAUGGUCUUUCGGAUGGACGGAGUUGCGGACAUCGAGGCUUAUGAUCACUUUGGAAAGUUUAUCGGGAAUGUGGAAGUCAUCGAUGGGCGCUGCAUACUGACUGGACAAACAAUUGGUUCACCAUGCACCAACCGAAACGGCGACGUUGCUCUCACCGUGAAUGAGGUGCGUGAUCAUUGGAAGCUUAUGGUGAAAAGCAGAACUGAACCUGAUCAAGCGUAUACAGUCCUCUUCGUUCCAGACUUCAAAUUUCCUACCCCAAAAGAAGACGCAAUGGGUUUUGACUGGGAUACCGGCGCCAUGGUUUUCAGAGGAAGGUUCCCAAAAAUGUAUGCUGACUACUCCGUAAUAAAUUUUACCGCCGCGGAUACUUUAACAGUCACCGUGGACUGGGGCGAGACAGACGCUUAG